Molecule: messenger RNA, 1914 nt
Organism: Pseudovirgaria hyperparasitica
Lineage: Eukaryota; Fungi; Ascomycota; Dothideomycetes; Acrospermales; Acrospermaceae
Exons: 5
Coding region: 1-1914 (637 amino acids)
Source: RefSeq, a predicted model, not a curated record
AUGGCCGAUUCUCAACAGCCCGUUACCGUCGCCGAGCCUGUGGUCGCUGAGACAGCAGCAGUAGCACCUAUUGUCGAGACACCCACCAUUGUCGAGCCCACUCCGGCUGCCACUGAGACUACAGCUGCAACAACUGAGCCUGCCACGACCACUGAGACCACAGCUGUUGAGGAACCAAAGGUCGAGGAAACCAAGCCCGUCGAGCCAAUCAGCUCUGGUGUCCUCGGAUACAAAGCCCCAGGUCUAGUCAAGUCCCUCAUCUUCUCAAAGAAGUACUUCUGGGUUGGUGACGAAGCAGUUCCAACCACCAGCUUGACCAGUUACCUUCGUGGCGAGAAGCCUGAAGUCGCACACCCAACUGCAGCAUGGUCCUCACAAACUGGCAAAGGACUGCUGUACUUUGUCAAGCAUGCCGAUGACAAAAAGGCUCCUGCUGGUGUACUCAACCUGUCGGAGGCUACAGACUUCCAGAAGGACGGUGCAGUUGAAUUGUCACUCAAGCUACACGGCCAUAAGCACUCCUUUCAGUCGAAGACGUCGGCCGAACGUGACGGCUGGUUCAUGACCCUCGAGAAAGCCAUCGAAGAAGCCAAGGCUGCUGCUGAGGGCAUUAAAUCAAGCGAGGGCUACAAAGAGACGCACGAAAAACUUGCUAAGCCAGUCGGUGCCAUCGCGGGAGCCGCCGCUGCUAAGGAUGCCACGCCUAAGAAGAGCACCGAUGUCAAACCCACUGAUGAUGCCACACGUGCUGGAUCCAGCAGCUCAUCUUCAGACGAAGAGAAGAAAAAGGAGAAGAAGACUAAGAGCAAGAGUCGCUCAGUUUCUCGCAAGCGCCAGAGUCUUUUCGGUAGCCUGAUGGGCAAGAAGGAAGAAAAGAAGGAAGAGAAGGCUGAAGAGAAGGCUGAGGAAGAAACUGCUGCCAAGCCAGCGGAAACCGAAGCUUCUGCUGUUGAUGGCACGACUGAAGCCGCACCUGCCCCCGUGGUGGAGGAAUCCAAGGCAGUCGAGCCAGCACCUGCUGCCGCCGAGCCUGCCGUUGAGACUGAGACGAAGCCAAAGCCUGUUAAGCGUGGAUCCGUCUUUGGUUCCUUCUUUGAGAAGGUUCGUAGUCCAACUUCCGAAAAGAAGGAGGCCGAAGUUGCUCCAGUUGUCCCCGCAAAGGAGGGCGAAGCUGCCGUUGCCAAAGAAGAAACGCCUGCUGUUGUCCCCGCUCCAGCUGCUGAGCCUGACGUGCCGGUACCGUCCGCCGUCGAGGCUGCUCCUGUCGAGGAGACCAAGGCCGAAGAGAAGCCUGUCACACCCGCGAAGGAGAAGAAGGCGUCUCCGUUCGGCAAGUUCUUUGGCUCAGUGAAGGACAAGUCGAAGACCGCUUCUGACAAGACCGCACCCAAGGAGGAAACUCCAAAGGUCGAUGAAGAAGCACCGAAAAUCGAAGAGGUUACUCCUGUUGCUGCCACUGAGCCUAUUGAGCCUGCCGUCGAGGCCAAAGCAGAUGAGGUGAAGGCUGAGGAGCCCAAGACCGAAGAGCCUGCUAGCGAGGCCGCUCCUGUGGAGCCCAAGGAGAAGCGCCGUUCUUCAUUCUUCGGAAACUUGACCUCAAACGUCAAGAAGGAGAAGAAGGCUGAUGGAGAGACUGCUGAGGAGGCUAAGGACGAGAAGCACCCCUCGAAACUGAGCAGCCUCUUCCGCAAUCCCAGCAAGGCUGUGAAGAGCAAGAAGGACUCCACUCCCAAGGCCGAUGAAACCACUGAAACCAAGGAAGAGAAGACUGUUGAACCCGUCGCUGAGGAGCCCAAGGCUGAGGAGACCGCUGCUCCAUCUGAGGCUCCCAAAGCCAUUGGCGACGUUGUUCCUGAUGCCGUGACUGUAGGGCAGGCCCCCACCACAACUCCCGCUGUCCAGGCCACUGCCUAA